GCGCCCGCCUCGGGGGACCGCUGAGAGUGCUUCACCCGUAAGCAACGCCGGCGGCAGCGGGAGACGCUACAAUGCGGUUGGCGAGGGCUGGUUUGCAGGGGGUCUUCGCCGUCUACAAGCCCCCCGGCGUGGCGUGGAGGGCCGUGCGGAACGCCGUGGAGACCCACCUGCUGAGAGACUUGAACUCAUUCAAGCGACCAGCACCACGACGGCUUGUACGUUUCCUGCCUAGCAUGGUGGAAGGGAAGGAUAGGAAGGAAUUGACUAUGACGGUUACGCAGCUCCCAGCUAUGGCUGACCAUCCUCUAGUUUCUGGACCGAUAUUCAGACAUCUGAAAGUUGGAGUAGGCCACCAUCUGGAUCCAAUGUCCUCUGGGGUGUUUGUGCUUGGGGUGGGUGAUGGCAACAAGUUGCUUCAAGCCUUGCACAAUGCUCAUCUCACUAGGACUUACACAGUUUGUGGCUUGUUUGGCAAAGCCACAGACGACUUCUCGGACACAGGCAAACUGAUCGAGAAGGCGACAUUUGACCACAUCACCAGGGAGCAGCUGGAGAGGAUCCUUUCUGUUAUCCAGGGGUCCAGUCACAAGGCUUUACUGCAAUAUGCUAAUAUUGACUUGAAAACCCAAGAGGCCUACGAGCUGGCAGUGAAAGGAUUAAUUCGUCCCAUGGAGAAAGGCCCACCCUUGAUCACAGCAGUGCGAACCCUCCAGUUUGCACCACCAGAAUUCCAGCUAGAAAUCCACUGUUUGCAUGAGACCCAGCAAUACCUUCGUAAGAUAGUUCACGAGAUCGGUUUGGAGAUGAAGUCAGUUGCUGUCUGCACGCAAGUGAGGCGGAUACGAGACGGCAUUUUCACUCUGGAGGAUGCCCUCUUAAGAACACAGUGGAACUUGCAUAACAUCCAAAAUGCGAUCCUGAAGUCCAAGCUUAGAGUAGAAACUGAGAUACAAAAAAGCCUUGCUUAUGAGGGAGAGGAAGAAACUAGGGCUGCUCCGGUUACAGGUGGCACGCAGCUGAGCGAGGGGGAAGAUGCCUCGCCGCCAAUGAUAAAAUUGUGAAUAUCUUGUACUACAUGGGAAAUGGUUAAGCGCAGAUGUGGAAAGCACCCUGGAAUUUUUAUCCUUCACCAUUUUGCACCUGAAGCUUGCUGCCCUGUUUCAAGCUGUUCUAAAACUCAUCACUCUCAAAACUCUCCUGUGAUGAAACAUUUGCAGUAUCUGAUCCUGCACGUGUGGAAAAAUCAGAAGCUGUUUCUGAACCAUAUGAAAACACUGCUUUUUACCGUCUGUUGAAGCUUGGAUGUUUCAGCCAAAGGAUUUGUAGAGCUGGUUAAUUUGCUGCAUAAAGCAACAAGAAACUGUUG
Molecule: messenger RNA, 1366 nt
Organism: Lacerta agilis (Sand lizard)
Lineage: Eukaryota; Metazoa; Chordata; Lepidosauria; Squamata; Lacertidae
Gene: TRUB2
Product: TruB pseudouridine synthase family member 2
Exons: 8
Coding region: 72-1061 (329 amino acids)
Biological process (GO): RNA processing; pseudouridine synthesis
Molecular function (GO): RNA binding; pseudouridine synthase activity
Source: RefSeq, a predicted model, not a curated record